AUGAAGUUCAGCACUGGUGUCGCCACUCUACUGGCGUUGGCUCCCGCCCAUGGCCUCGCCAAGACUCACAAGCUGGAGUCUAAGAAGAUCCAAGCUGAUAUGAAGACCAAGAACCUCAUGUCGAACCUCGAGGCCUUCAAUGACAUUGCCUUCGCCAACGGUGGAAACAGAGCGUUCGGUCUGCCCGGCUACGACGCUUCAGUUGACUACAUCUACAAGCGCAUCUCCAAAGUCAAGAAUGCGAAAGUCUGGAAACAGAACUUCCCCGCUCUCUUCGCCUUCGUAGACUCAAUUGAGCUCAAGAUUGACGAUAAGCCCGUCUACGUCUACGGCCUGACUUACUCCCCCUCAACAUCUGAAGAAGGCAUCACCGCCGAGAUCGCCCUCGGUCCCGAAGGUGCCGCCGGGUGCGACGCUUCAUCGUACAAUGAUCUCGACGUCAAGGGUAAAAUUGUUCUCGUCCAGCGCUUUCGCUGCCCUACCGGUGGAACUCUCGCUGGAAGAGUCAUUCCCGCAGCAGCGGCUGGUGCAUCUGCUGUUAUUAUCUACCAUGAUCUUACGACGAAUGUUACUGCUGGUUCUCUUAGCCAACCUGAUCCCGAGAAGCAUGUCCCAGCUGGCUUCAUUAACCUUGUGGAUGGUGAGAAAAUCAAGGAGAGGAUCGAGGCGGGUGAGGCUGUGACCGCGCAUUUUCAGCAGACGCAGACUAUCGAGGAGAGGAUUACGCAGAAUGUUAUUGCUGAGACUAAGGGCGGUGAUCCUCGCAAUGUCAUCAUGCUCGGUGCCCAUCUCGACAGUGUUCAAGCCGGUCCCGGUAUCAACGACGAUGGCUCUGGCUCGUCCCUCAUCCUCGAACUCUUCCUCGCCCUCUCAAAGUACAAAACCAAGAACAAAAUCCGCUUCGCAUGGUGGGGCGCCGAAGAAAACGGUCUACUCGGCAGCAAGCACUACACCUCCACCCUCCCCGCCAAGGACGUCAACGACCUUCUCGUGUAUCUCAACUUCGACAUGGUCUCCAAGGGUUUCUUUGGUGUCGCCGACACUGACGGAAGUUCUCAUGGUUCAAAGGCUCCUAAGGGAUCUGAAGUUACCGAGAAGAUCUUUACGGAGUACUUUGAGAGUAAGGGUAUUGAGGUUACGCCUGCUGUUUUGACUAAUGGCAGUGAUUAUGCGCCUUUUUGGCAGAAUUUGAACAAGCCUUUUGGGUUCUUGCAUACUGGCACGGCUGUUGCGCAGGAUCCUUGCUACCAUCAAGCCUGUGAUACCAUCGAUAACCCCGAUUCCAAGACUCUCACCAUUAAUGCCAAGGCUGCUGCACACAUUCUGGCUGUCCUCGAUGACAGAGGAACAAAGCUCAUCCCCAAGACCAAGACCACUGCGGCUUCGUUGCAAGGUCUCCAAGAGCGAAGUGUCGGCCCUGAUCUGGCUCAGAUUGACGAGCUUGAGGCUAUGGGUAUCCGACACUUGGGAUGCGGUAUUCACGAGAUCUGA
Messenger RNA from Fusarium redolens, 1491 nucleotides. RefSeq lists its product as uncharacterized. Gene Ontology annotation, molecular function: metalloexopeptidase activity. NCBI's taxonomy places the organism in Eukaryota, Fungi, Ascomycota, Sordariomycetes, Hypocreales, Nectriaceae. The transcript is spliced from 6 exons. Bases 1 to 1491 code for a protein of 496 amino acids. Gene Ontology annotation, biological process: proteolysis. The record is from RefSeq and is a predicted model, not a curated record.